CUGCCGCCGCCGCUGCUGCUCGCCAUGGGCGCGGCCGGCGCUCGGGGCGAACCGCGGCUCCGCGCCGGCACCGCCAGCCGCGCCGCGCCGCCCCGCGCACGUAGCCGCCGCCGCCGCCGCCCCGCCAGGGGCGGGACACGGGCACGGCCCGCCUGUAGGGCAGCCCCCGCCGAGAGCGGCGCCGAGGACGGCCGCGUGCGCCACCUCCUCCCGGGGGGCGGCGGUAGGGCUGAGCUACCGGCCUUGUGCUGCGCGUCACCCCCGCGGCGAGCAGGGGGCGGCCGUUCCGCCCAGCAGCCGGGCUGGACCUGCCCUCCCGUUACCGUGCCGCGGAGAGCCGGCAGCGCUGCGGUUACUCGGAACAACUCCGCCACCUUCCUGCCGGGCUUUGUUCCCUCCGCCGCCUGCGUCUGGGCCAGAUCCUCAGCGCCGCGCUAAAUCACCGCAUUCGCCCGUUGCUACAUCUGCGCGUCGCGAAGCUGCGGGCUCGGUGGCCAUCUUUCUUUCCCGUCGGUGACAAGCUGGAGCAAAGCCCUUUCUUCAGGUGCUCUGAGCCCUAGCAAACCUUCACCGCGUGUCAGUUCAACGCUGUCUUGAGCACGAAAGUCAUCCCUGAGAAGGGAAGAUUGGUGGCGUUGGCUGGCAAAGCCAAACACAGGGUGCAAAGCGUGGGGAGGAAAGUCCCUGGGGGCAGGGAGGAAGCGUGGAUACGGGCAGGUAGGACUCAGCACCAGGCUGGGUUCAGGAGCUGCCCAAAGCAUCAGAGGCAAUCCUGGGGUGCCUUUUGGCCCUGGGGCUGCCCCUCGGCUUUGGAGGAAGAGCUCUGCAGGGAUACCACGAUCUGGGAGGCCCUUCCCACCCUUCCUGUGGGCUGGUAUCAGAUCCUGUUGCUGAGAGACACAGGUGGCCUCUCACUCCAUUGUCCCUGUCAGAGCUGUUUUUCCAGGCUUAUCCUCGUUUAUUUUCAGAGCAUCCUUACGUCCUGACGGCGUACUUUUAUCUGGGCUAACUCAGAUUUUGUCUCUUUGUUUUUCCUGAAGACCACUGAGGAAGCAGCCCCCCUCCGCACACCAGGAGCUGCUUCCCCACAUCACAAAUAGCACUUCAGUUCCUCCUGAAAAGAUAGCAGUCCUCUUCUCCGUCACCUCGCCCAACUGUUCUUGUGAUACCAGGCCUGUGACUUUGUUUCCUGCUAUCAAAAUGACAUGUUUCAGUCAAGACGAUGCUUCUAGGAAGCAAGACCUCUGCAUGCAAUAUCAGUGCUGGCAUCACAUUUGCAUCAAUUUUGUUUUUUUCCUUGUGCACACGAGGACAGAGGAAGCAGCAUCAUUACUGGGGGCAGCCACCCGAUGACACUCACGUGGGCGCUGCAGAUCUGCUCUGAAAACAGGUCAGGCUCCUGGCUGCUCUGUGACCUGCAGCGGGUGUCACCCAGAAGGAUGCCCGUCUGCAUCCUCUCACAUCCCCCCGAGGACAGCUGGACAGAACCCUCUGCCAGGGCUGCUUCAAGCAGCCGGUGGCUCAGCCAGAUAGAAAGCAGCAGGGUGAGAAACACCUACCUCCUUUUGCCUGCUACUAGAAGCACGCUGGAAGCCCGUUAAACGUAAACACGUAACACCAGGUGCAGGUUUUGGUGUUGUUUCCUAUUCCUUAGAGAUUAAAUACAGUCAGAAAGUAUUCCAAGACCCUCUCCUAGCUGUCACCAGCCGGGGCUGAGGGGCACGUGGCUGGAAGCGGCUAGCAGCGCUCCGAAGCACUUUAUUGAAAGAGGAAAGCCCAACUCUGGGCUUUGCUGAUAAAUAAAGGCUGGAGGAAGGCGAAGGCUGUGGGAAGUGGGUGCUCCUCCUGCUGGCGGAGCGGUGACCAGGCCUCGGGCUGAAGGCACGGAAAACGGGAGCUCAGGAGCAGUGAGGCCCGGUUCCUCGCUACCGAGCGCCUCUCCCUCAGGGACGGGAGGAGGCCUGGCACCAGCCCCAGCACCGGGGGAAGCGACGCACAAAGCCCAGUUCUGGCGCUGGGGAGCGCGUCAGGCAUCGGGCAGCCACCGCUUCGCGGCUUUCUCUCGACAGGGCCCGGCUCCCACAGCCGUACCUGCGGCUCCGCUCCCACACCGCGCUCCCGCUCGCAGAGGCGUUCCGGUCCCGCGCGGGAGGUGCUUCCAAAGGAGCGGGGUGGGGCUACCCGGAGGGCGGGACCACACGAGAGAGAGCCCGCCAGGGGGCAGGCGCGAGCCGCUGCCCGACGGAGGGCGGGACAUGAUGCGGCCACGCCCCCUCCGCCUUCCCCUCACUCCCCCCCCCCCCGGCGCGUGACGUCCGGUCGCCGCGCCCCGCCAUUGGUCAGCGGAGGGCGGAAGCUGCCGCCGUUGCCGCAGUGACGGGAGCCGAGAGGGAGGCGGGGGAGGGAGGAGGGCGAAGAUGGCGGCGCCGCCGCGCCGCUCCCAGCACCACCACCAUCAUCACGGGCCCCCGCCGCCGCCCGGGCCGGCCUCGCCGCCCGCCGCCGCCUCUCCGCCGCGCAGCCCCAGCCUCGCGCCGGCCGAGCUCGGCCCCGCCGCGCAACGCCACAGCCUGGCCGGGCCCGAGGGCGAGGCUCCCCCCGACGCCGAGCGGCCUCCGGCCCCGGAGUGCUCGGAGGGCGCCGCUCCGGGCCCGCCUCCGGGCUCGGGCAGCAGCUCCGGCAGCUCGGCCUCUUCCUCCUCCUCCUCGUCGUCCACGUCGUCGUCGGUGGCGUCGAGCCCGGCGGCGGAGAGCCCCGAGGCGGCGGGCCCGAGCGGGGCCUUCCGCGAGCUGCUGGAGGCUUGCCGUAAUGGAGACGUGACGCGCGUCAAGCGCCUGGUGGACGCUGGCAACGUCAACGCCAAGGACAUGGCCGGCCGCAAGUCCACGCCGCUCCACUUCGCCGCUGGGUUUGGAAGGAAAGAUGUUGUCGAGCACUUGCUACAGACAGGAGCCAACGUUCAUGCUCGUGAUGACGGAGGGCUGAUACCCCUUCACAAUGCCUGCUCCUUUGGUCAUGCUGAAGUGGUUAGUCUGUUACUGUGCCAAGGUGCAGACCCUAAUGCUAGAGACAAUUGGAACUACACUCCUUUGCACGAGGCUGCUAUCAAGGGGAAGAUAGAUGUGUGUAUUGUGCUGCUGCAGCACGGAGCUGAUCCAAACAUUCGGAACACCGAUGGGAAAUCUGCGCUGGAUCUGGCAGACCCCUCAGCAAAAGCUGUACUCACAGGUGAAUACAAGAAGGACGAACUCCUGGAAGCUGCUAGGAGUGGUAAUGAAGAAAAACUGAUGGCUUUAUUGACUCCUUUAAAUGUGAACUGCCAUGCAAGCGAUGGACGCAAGUCCACUCCUUUACACCUAGCAGCAGGCUACAACAGAGUACGAAUAGUCCAACUUCUGCUUCAGCAUGGUGCAGAUGUUCACGCAAAGGACAAAGGUGGUCUUGUGCCUCUUCAUAACGCAUGUUCAUAUGGACACUAUGAAGUUACAGAGCUACUACUUAAGCACGGUGCAUGCGUUAAUGCAAUGGACCUCUGGCAAUUUACUCCCUUGCACGAGGCUGCUUCCAAGAACCGUGUAGAAGUCUGUUCCCUCUUGCUGAGUCACGGUGCAGAUCCCACGUUAGUCAACUGCCAUGGAAAGAGUGCGGUCGAUAUGGCUCCGACACCUGAGCUAAGGGAGAGGCUGACCUAUGAAUUCAAAGGGCAUUCUUUACUGCAAGCAGCCAGAGAGGCAGAUUUAGCCAAAGUGAAAAAAACACUUGCUUUGGAGAUCAUCAAUUUUAAGCAGCCACAGUCACAUGAGACUGCUCUGCACUGUGCUGUGGCCGCUGUGCAUCCCAAGCGGAAGCAAGUUACAGAACUAUUGCUCAGGAAAGGAGCCAACGUUAAUGAGAAAAACAAAGAUUUCAUGACACCUUUGCAUGUUGCCGCUGAGAAAGCUCAUAAUGAUGUCAUGGAAGUUCUGCAUAAGCAUGGAGCAAAGAUGAACGCACUGGACACACUUGGUCAAACAGCAUUGCACAGGGCUGCUUUAGCAGGUCACUUGCAAACCUGCCGACUCCUGCUGAAUUAUGGCUCUGAUCCCUCCAUCAUCUCUUUACAAGGAUUCACAGCGGCACAGAUAGGAAAUGAAGCAGUGCAACAGAUUCUAAGUGAGAGUACACCUGUGCGUACAUCUGAUGUGGAUUACCGGUUGUUAGAAGCAUCCAAAGCUGGAGACUUGGAAACUGUGAAGCAUGGAGCUGAUCCAACAAAGAAGAAUCGAGAUGGGAACACUCCUCUAGAUUUGGUGAAAGAAGGAGACACGGAUAUCCAGGACUUACUGCGAGGAGAUGCUGCUUUGCUAGAUGCUGCCAAGAAAGGGUGCCUGGCUCGAGUGCAGAAGCUGUGUACUCAAGAAAAUAUCAAUUGCAGAGACACCCAGGGACGAAAUUCAACACCGCUACAUCUUGCAGCUGGUUACAACAAUUUGGAAGUGGCUGAAUACCUUCUUGAGCAUGGUGCUGAUGUUAAUGCCCAGGACAAAGGUGGAUUAAUACCUCUACAUAAUGCAGCAUCCUAUGGGCACGUGGAUAUUGCAGCACUGCUGAUCAAAUACAAUACAUGUGUAAAUGCAACAGAUAAGUGGGCAUUCACACCACUGCAUGAAGCAGCACAAAAAGGAAGGACGCAGCUCUGUGCUCUGCUGUUAGCUCAUGGAGCAGAUCCAACCAUGAAGAAUCAAGAGGGUCAGACACCACUAGACCUGGCAACAGCUGACGAUAUCAGAGCUUUGCUGAUAGAUGCAAUGCCUCCAGAAGCUUUACCUACGUGCUUUAAGCCUCAAGCAACUGUUGUUAGUGCCUCCCUGAUCUCGCCAGCGUCUACGCCAUCCUGCCUUUCUGCUGCCAGCAGUAUAGAUAACCUCACUGGGCCACUGGCAGAACUAGCGGUUGGAGGGGCAUCAAAUACUGGUGAUGGAGCAGCGGGAACCGAAAGGAAGGAAGGAGAAGUUUCUGGUCUUGACAUGAACAUUACCCAGUUCCUGAAAAGCCUUGGUCUUGAGCACCUUCGGGACAUCUUUGAGACAGAACAGAUAACCCUAGAUGUGUUGGCAGACAUGGGACAUGAGGAGCUUAAAGAAAUAGGGAUCAACGCCUAUGGCCACCGGCACAAAUUGAUAAAAGGUGUGGAGAGACUUCUAGGAGGCCAGCAAGGUACCAAUCCUUAUUUAACUUUCCACUGCGUGAGUCAGGGGACUAUUCUCCUUGACCUUGCCCCUGACGAUAAGGAGUAUCAGUCCGUUGAAGAGGAGAUGCAGAGUACAAUCCGGGAGCACAGAGAUGGUGGAAAUGCUGGUGGGAUCUUCAACAGGUACAACGUCAUCAGGAUUCAAAAGGUUGUGAAUAAGAAGUUGCGGGAGAGAUUCUGUCACAGGCAGAAGGAGGUCUCAGAAGAGAAUCAUAACCAUCACAAUGAGCGCAUGUUGUUUCAUGGGUCUCCUUUUAUUAAUGCUAUCAUUCACAAAGGAUUUGAUGAAAGGCAUGCAUACAUUGGAGGAAUGUUUGGAGCUGGAAUUUACUUUGCGGAGAACUCUUCAAAGAGCAACCAGUAUGUGUAUGGGAUAGGAGGAGGAACAGGCUGUCCCACACACAAAGACAGGUCCUGUUACAUCUGCCACAGACAAAUGCUUUUCUGCAGAGUGACCCUUGGAAAAUCCUUUCUUCAGUUCAGUACCAUGAAGAUGGCACACGCCCCUCCAGGACACCAUUCAGUCAUUGGCAGGCCAAGUGUGAAUGGACUUGCAUACGCUGAAUAUGUUAUCUAUAGAGGAGAACAGGCAUACCCAGAAUAUCUUAUUACGUACCAGAUUGUGAAACCAGAAGCUCCCUCACAGACAGGAACGGCAGCAGAGCAAAAGACCUAGUAGCUACAGGGCAGUGAAGAAGGAUGUGACUUCAAUCUUGGACUGGGUUGGAUAUGUGUUCAGGAUAUCAGUAUCAUAUAAAAUUCUUAAUCUGGAAAUAAGCUGUAUGUCUUUUAUAAAGCAUUGCUGUCUUGAUGAAUACGAUAUGAGUAACUCUUGCAUACUCAACUGCUAUUGUUCCUUUUGAGGAAGGUUUACAAGAGACUGCCUUUUAAUAAUGCAUCUCAGGCUCCGAGUCUCUACCAUUACCAUGUGCAAAAUAAUGUUUUGAUCUAGACUUCGGGAACAUUGUGCAAACAAAUCUUUAUCAAGGCCAUCUCACACGUUAAAAUUUCAGACACUACUGUUCUGCUUACUUUAUUUGCAGAUAAACUGCAUUAAGUCCAUAAUUUUCCUUUCAGCAUGCAGCAUUCAUUUUAUCUUUUCAGAAAGUCAACUAUUUAUUUUCCUUUUGUAUUCUGGAGUUGAGCCAGAACCUACUUAAAGGUAUUUUGCACAAAGUCAAGUUGACUAAAACCAUUAACAAUGCAAUAUGAAAUUCAUCUGAGAAGGGGCUAGGUUCAGUUCUUCAAGACGGGUUUUUUUGCACACCUCUGAGCAAACGAUACUAAUAGGUGAGUGUUACUUUAGAGUGGAAACAAAUCACGUUUUGGUUUGCUGCGUUGUCUGUGUGAGUUUUCUGGGGAAACCCAACAGAAGUGUCAAACCAACUCUUGUGCUUGAAAGGACCUGAUACAGCAGGUCAGUGCCCUCUGCUGAUAUCUCCAAAAGAACAUUUUACAAGGCUGCUAUCAAGUGGUGCAGUUUGUGAAACGUUCUCCCCUCACAGUGGCAUAUGGUUUUGCUGGGAGAUAGUUGACAAGUCAGAAGACCCACACGUGCAAGGAUGUAUCUGGGUCGCAUCCCUCUAUAGGAGACACGGAAGAUGGUUUUCAGACUGGUAAGGGAGAAUGUGUUACAGCAGUUUCGUGUCACAUCUGUUUGACAUGGUGGUUGUUGAACAGCUUAAGUGGUUUACAAAAGUAAUUUUUUAGAAUAUGGGUUUUACAUCUUUAUGAGGAAAGCUUUUUCAGAAAGAUGAGUUGGGAAGUCAGUUUGCUCGCAGGUAUAGCAGAGGACAGAGCCGGGAUGCACUCACCUUAACCCCCUGCCAUGCAAGUUCCGGGGUUUAUUUUGCUGGGCAGGAGGAGGUUAUAUUUCAGCAUUGUAUAGCACAGCAUCAGACAACUUCUGAAGUCUCCCUCAUUUGAACGGUAUAGAUUUAACAAAAAUAGAAAUCAAUUUCUUUUCUCUUUUGAGCUGUUUUUACAACUUCAGAGAAGGUUGAAAACCAAGCCGUUAUUAGUUGUUUUGGUUUUGUUUUUAAUCCAUCAAUAUGAGAUGUUUUCCAGCGUUGAGCAUAUAAUGGCUGGAGGUAAAAUGUUCCUUUGAACAGGCUGUCCAUUUCCCUAUCGACUGGCACUGCAGAAUAACUGAUGAUCCAGUUCAUGCAUUCCAGCUUUAUCACCCUUUAAGCGAGGGAAUGACAGAAUAGCAUGCUUUUAGUUUAUAAAAACGUGCUCCCUGCCAGUGGGCUUUGCUUGGGGGCUUUGGACAAAACAGAGUUUUCACUUCCAGCUUUAAGACACGGGAUUUUCAUUUUUAGCAUUAAGAGUUUAGUGUUGGAGCAAGUUAUCCUCCUGGAGGAAUUGCACCCACUGUAACGUCAGUCAUCUGAUGCGGUCCGGCUGCCUGCACAUCCGCUCUUUUUGUAAUAUCUAUCAAGAAAACCUUAGGAAUAGCAAUACUGCAGCAGAUCCUGAGCUUUGGGUUUUAUUUCUCUCGAGCUGGCACUGGAUCUAUGGUUUUCACUUCAUUUUGUGACCUGAUGAAAUAAUCAGCUUCGCAGUCCAAGCCAGGCCCUGGCCUAGUUGUCCUUUUAAUCAGACGUCAUUGACACAGUCGGAUGCUUGUAUUUUGGCUACUUGUUUAGUAGUGUUAGGAUUGCAGAGAUCACCACUAGGCUUUGAAGUUUUGUAUUCAUCAUUUAAGUUUGGGGUUUGUUUUUAAUUUAGUUAAGAAUGGAGUGGGGGAUGUGCCUAUCUACACUUAGGGUUUCAGGUAGCGAUGAGAGUGAGCGUGGCUCGCCAUCCCCAUUAGACAUAGAUUUCAGUGAUUAAAAGAAAUGAAUUGUGCUGUGUAGAUGAGCAAAAUGGUUACUGUGGGUGUGGAAGUUGAAAGCUUUACAUCUUUGAAAAACAAGAACAAACCUAAAAACAUAACCCCACCAGGCCUGCACCAGAUUUUGUUCUUGCUUGUUGUUUCCUGUGUGCUCAUGGAACAAAGUCUGGGUUUCUUCAGGAGCUGUGAAGUUCUGGAGUACAAAAAUACACUGUUCGGUAUCUUGGAACUGCCCAUGUUACGUAUCUGAUGUUCUGUGCAGAGUAAAGGUGCUGUGUGAAGAAAUCAUUUUGCAGUGGCUUUUGUCUCGUAACAGUCCCAUGCCCAUUCGUGGCCAGCACAGAGGGACACCCCGGCCUGGUGGGCUGUGCAGGUCAGCGUGUGCCUCUGCUGGCCGAUGUCGUGUGCGUGUGGCUCCUCCUGUGGCUGAAAACAAGGUGAGGAUCUGCCCAUCAGUAUCUGUUACCUAUGGAAAAGCUGAUGGUGGUUGAGCUGCUGCCGGCAGUGUUGUGUUUGCAGUAGGGUUGCUGCUGCUUUAGCCGAGGGAGUUGAUGCAAGAGCUCCCAGUUCCAGGGAAUGGAUGUGGCAGGGUGCCUCACUGGGUCACCAGUGGAGGUAUGAUAGAAGUGAGGAAUGCCGGGAGGUGCUGGGCUUAAGCCAGGUUUGGAAGCCUGGCAGCUCUCGGUGGCUCCAGGCAGAGCCUUUCCCUGUGGGAUUAAUGCGGUGCCUGCAGGGGAAGGGACGGCGAUUGCCCUGACCUGGUGCCUUUUACCCUUAGAGGAGUGCUUUGAAACAGCCGUGACGGGCCUCAGUGGGCGGACAGAGCAGCGCUUCACCAGGUCUGAACCAGGAGGUGCUGUCUCUCCAGGGCUGAGGUUGUUCCCAUGACACAGGGUGGCAUCGCAGUCUGAACGCUGUCAGCAAAACUCCUGUCCGAAUUCAAACCGGAGUACGGCACCUCAGCAGUGGUGCAUCUCACUUUCUCAUCCUUACUCCUCUCUGCUCAUCUUUGAUCCCAGCUCCAUGAGAACUGCUGCUGACCGCUGUACUGGUUGGGCAGUUUUCCUGCCACUGCUGUUCUGUCGUGCAAGGAAUGAGGAUUGGUUUUUUCUAACCUCUGUUUUGAACGUCUGUAAGUGAUGCCAUCAAAUCCCACCGUGUUGGGCAGCAGGAAUUUCCUUACCUGCAAACUCUCCUACCAUUUUUUUUUCCCAAAGAUGGGGAAAAAGAAAGGGUUCCCGUGCUCAAAGUAGGCAGGGGAAUUUGAACGUUGUGAUUGUUCUCAGAAGCAGGAAGUCAGGAAGCAUGUGAAGUUACUCUGAAUGGAAUUUCACCAUUCCCAUACUUCCUGACCCUAGAAAAUCUAACUGAUAUCAAAAAGGGCGUGUGCCUGGUGUGCGUUUCAGUCAUUUCAAGCUAAGCUGCCACCCUGCUGGGUAGGACAGGGGGAAGUACGGAUUCAGUUUAGCCCUGGGUACCAACUGAUGUGGGAACCUACAGACUGGAACCUGAGGUGCCUUGGGGGCAGGUGAGAACUCACUGCCUGCCAACGUGUGGGGGUCGGGGCGGCGCUUGUGAGCACUGCUGAAGGAAGGUGAGUGAGUGGGCAGGGAGCAAGAGGAGCCCGUGCGUCGCAGUGAGAUGAACACACGCGCCCAUCAGGCUGUAUAGCAGACUGGUUUUGAUCCAUCUAGUUCUGUCAUACUGAGCCUACCGGUGGCAAUUCUUAGCGUCGGUUCCGUUGUGCUGAUGACUAAUGUAGUUUGAUUAGAGUAACUGUAUUACAAGGUAAUCUUGGCACUGUUUCUUCUUAACAUCUGAGGAACUUGCUUCAGCUUUGGAAGUCGAAGUGGGGAUUUCUCUGUGCCACAGUCCUGUGAGCUUGUGCACCUCCAUUUCUGAUCGCUUGCUCUGCCACCCCAAAGGGCGAUGUACCUGGGGUUGAGUUUUUAGACUUUUGUAUCACUUGUCUUCGCAGCUAGUCCUUUGUUCCUCUCUUGGUGCCCGACCACCCGGAGCUGGGAUAGCAUUUAUUUAUUUCCUCCUUUACCCUCUCUCUAAAAGAAGACGAUGGGCAGAUUCUCAGCCUAUCUACAUGGUGGACUUUAGGUAACAUUGUUGUAACAACCAAGUUUGAUCUAUAAAUGUGCUUGGCUAAAUGUCUGAUCUGCAAUACUUGUAAUAGUUUAAAACUCAAUAAAUACAUUUUUAACAGUU
Messenger RNA from Gallus gallus (chicken), 10283 nucleotides. It is a transcript of the gene TNKS, whose product is annotated as tankyrase. Gene Ontology annotation, cellular component: cytoplasm; nucleus. Gene Ontology annotation, molecular function: NAD+ poly-ADP-ribosyltransferase activity; protein binding. The record is from RefSeq and is a predicted model, not a curated record. The transcript is spliced from 25 exons. NCBI's taxonomy places the organism in Eukaryota, Metazoa, Chordata, Aves, Galliformes, Phasianidae. The coding region runs from base 2418 to 5906 and encodes 1162 amino acids.